Molecule: messenger RNA, 1611 nt
Organism: Aethina tumida (small hive beetle)
Lineage: Eukaryota; Metazoa; Arthropoda; Insecta; Coleoptera; Nitidulidae
Product: protein halfway
Exons: 7
Coding region: 95-1513 (472 amino acids)
Molecular function (GO): protein binding
Source: RefSeq, a predicted model, not a curated record
GUUUUGUAAUGCUUAAAAACAAUUAUGAUGAAAAUGCAUCAUUACAUACAUUAGUGACUGGAAUUGAAAACACAAUUAUCACGAAAAGUUUAAGAUGAUAUUAUAUUUUCUUAUCUGGACACAAAUCGCCCUGAUUGGAAACUGCCAACUGACUGAAACUGUGCCGCUGACAUGCCUUAAAACCAACGAAUGUUUCUACCAACCAGACGACGGCCACUGUCCAUCAGUAAACGAACUGCGUUGCAGAAAACUCAAGUGCCCCGGUGCGGUAUUGUGUUGCGAUGUCACCAAUUUUCAAAUGGUAGAAGGAGUGGGAAUAUCUAAGAACAAUCUAACUCUCGUAACUGCUUUGCACAUACGAAACGCUACUCUGGAUGCACUUAAUUUGACUUCAAGUUUAUGGAAAAGUUUGGAGUUCUUGUCUAUCACAGAUGGACGUAUUAAAACUGUGAUUGGAGAGUUUGGAAAACAAACGCAUAUUACUUGUCUGAAUUUAUCCUCUAACGGUAUUAAUGAGUUUAUAGGGAGCCCUUUGACUAAUCUGAAUAAAUUAAAAUUCUUGGAUUUGUCACGAAACAAUCUAACUGGAAUUCCACUUUUUAAAACGGAAGGAAAUAUUACUUUAGAUAUUUCAGGAAUUCCAUACAUGGAAUGUAGUAACAUAUCCACAGCUUUAGAAAGAAACCAGCUGAACUUUAUUAACGGAAACAAAACAUUCUGUCGGACCUCAAAACAGUACGAGUGGUUCAGGACCAUCGAAAAUCUCACCCUUGCAAGCUGCAUUGAAAAUCACAAAAUAUCAAAAAUGUGCAUUGCAAACUGCACUUGCAGACCCUUAAGAAUGGAGAUCUUGCCCGACAAACCUGUUUCCAUUUCUGUAAAUGUUAAUUGUUCAGGCAAACAAUUCCUUUCGCUUCCAACACCCUUGCCCUUACACACCGUGUCAUUGGACGUCUCAAAUAAUAACAUAACAUCGUUGAAUGAGAUUAGCCAUCCCUCGUAUCAACAUGUUCGGAAGUUUUACGCGGACAACAAUCAAAUCCGAUCAAUUCAACCUUUGGAGGGUGCGAAUCUUGGUUUGAGGCUUCUAAGCUUGCGUAACAACUGUAUUAGAACUUUGGAAACCUAUGUUCUUGACAACCUGGAACCAGAUCGUCAACCCUCACAUUCUGUCUUUUUGAGCGGUAACAACUUGUACUGCGACUGUAACACUGCCAAAGACCUAACAGUGUGGCUUUUGACGAAAAAAUCUUACGUGGUGGAUGACGCCGAUAUACUAUGCGACAAUUUAAAGAACGUUAGAGUGAAGGAACUAAACUCGGCGAAAUUGUGCAUCAACAACGAAAAAGAUUGGACUGAUUAUAUUUAUUACAUAAUCACAGUCGAAGUUGCGAUGCUUGUCGGACUCAUUGCUAAAGUUUCUUAUGAUUAUUGGGUGUUCAAAACUGCGGGCUAUUUACCCUGGCCUGCCAGCAAAAUGCCCAAAUUACCUUGUGAUUGGCUAUGUGAGUAAAAUGUAAAUGCACAAUUUUUAAAUCCAUUACCAGUUAAAUUUUAAAGAAGUGUUAAUUGAGGGCGUAUUGCUAAUUAUAAAAUAGAUUUUGAAAUAUG